Messenger RNA from Syngnathoides biaculeatus (alligator pipefish), 2639 nucleotides. Its product is annotated as voltage-gated purine nucleotide uniporter SLC17A9-like. Gene Ontology annotation, cellular component: membrane. The transcript has 12 exons. Gene Ontology annotation, biological process: transmembrane transport. The record is from RefSeq and is a predicted model, not a curated record. Gene Ontology annotation, molecular function: transmembrane transporter activity. Bases 1 to 1365 code for a protein of 454 amino acids. Lineage: Eukaryota; Metazoa; Chordata; Actinopteri; Syngnathiformes; Syngnathidae.
AUGGCGGACGAACGCACACCUGGAGACGCUCCGAAGGACUUUUCUGCGCUUCUCUCGGAUGGCGACGUGCGCUCAGGGUUCGAAGCCCCGGAGGCGUCGCGGUGGCCCAGAGCCGUGGCACGCAAAUGGAUGCCGGUUCUGUUUAUGGGGGCGUGCCUGGUGUACUGCGCCCGGAUGACCAUGCCCGUCUGCGCCGUCGCGAUGGCCGCCACCUUCCGCUGGAACAAGAUCGACACCGGCGUGGCCCUGGGCGGGUUCUUCUGGGGCUACUCGUGCACGGCCAUCCUCGGCGGCCAUGCGAGCGACAGGAUCGGAGGCGAGCGAGUGCUGUUGUUCUCGGCCACCUCGUGGGCGGCGGUCACCGCCGCCACGCCCCUUCUGGCCCGCCUCGGCUCUCACAGCCUGGCCCUCAUGACCUUGGCCCGAGUCCUCAUGGGAGUACUGCAAGGCGUAUUCUUCCCGUCUUUGGCCAGUCUGAUCGCCCAGCGGGCACCGGAAGGCCAGAAGAGCUUUUUAAGCGCCAUCGUGCAAAGCGGUACCUCUCUUGGAAUAUUGCUGGCAGGGCUGCUGGGCUCGGUGAUGUUGGACCGGUACAGUUGGGAAAAGGCGUUCUACGCUGUUGGUUUUCUGUCUGGGCUGUGGGCGCUCGUCGUGUGGCAGUAUUUGCCGAAAGGCAAACCUCAUCCGGAGCUGAAAGAAAGAAGAAAUGAUGACCAAUCAAAGACUUUCUCGUGGAAACGUCUGCUGAGACUCCUGAGGAAGCCGUGCAUCUGGUCGAUGGUCUUGGCUCACACGUGCACGUGCGGCACUUCCUACACGUUACUGUCGUGGAUGCCGACAUACUUCAGUGAACAGUAUCCGCAUCUCAGGACGUGGGUGUACAACGUGGUUCCUUGGACUGCUGCCAUCCCAGCAGCUCUCUGCGGGGGAUACGUUUCGGAUUCGCUCAUCGGCCGACGAUACAGCGUCGCGUUUGUGAGGAAGUCAAUGCAAUUCAUCGCCAUGGGCGUUUCCACCGCUUUUGUGCUGCUGCUGUCCGCAAAGAUGUCGCCUCCCGUCGCCGUGAUCUGCAUUACUGCUGUCAUGGUUUCGCUCUCCUUCACCAGCUGUGGUUCUUCUGUGAACGUGCAGGACCUGACCCCUUCGAGCGCCGGCGCCCUCUACGGUUUCAUGAAUAUGCUUGGUUCUUUCAUGGGGAUGCUGAUGGUGGCGCUGUCGGGCUACCUGAUCGAGGGAACCGACUCGUGGGCCCCCCUUUUCUGGCUGGUCGGCGCCGUCCACGUCGUCGGUCUCGCCGUCUUCCUCUGCUUUGGAGACGCCCGACGUGUCGACCUGGAAGACUCCAACGUCGCCGCUUUGGAUUGAGAUGUCGCAACGUCUCCGCCAUCGUGUUUUAUCUUAUAAAAAAUAAAAAUUUGUUACGAUGCGUUUGCUUUGUGGAUGUCCAGAAGUGGAAAGGAAGUCCAAGCGGAAAAUUGAGAUAUGACCGUGACAAAUCUGCACUUCAACCACUUUGAGGCAACAAAAACGACGACUAGAGUGCAAUAUGUCUUUCUUCUCUUCUUCCUUGCUAAUACAGUAUUAAUAUUUCUGGUACCGGUUGUCUCGUGCACUUUGACUGAAAUGCGGCGUUGUUGAAUUUUCCCAAUAAACAUCUGAAAACUUUCAAAUCUGUGUUUCUUGCGGAUUUCCGAGCAAGGCGAGGAAGACUUGCGACUCGGCAAAAACUAGUCAGUCAAUCAUAUACGGUACCGUAAUUCCCGGCCUACGAGCCGCGACUUUUUUAGCAGCCGCCGCGCUAGUUAGCGUUAGCGCCGCUGUGUCAGCAUUAACAGCGCCACAUUAGCGUUAGCGCCGCCGUGUUAGUGUUAUCAGUGCCGCAUUAGCAUUAGCACCACCGCGUGAGCACUGCCGCAUUAGCGUCAUAACUUUCUGUGUACCGAGGCUUGUCACCAGGUGCGCUCUGUAGGCUGGGAAUUACGGUAGUUCCUUUCUAUUAAACUUUUGUUUUUAGUGCAAUGCAUUUUUUUCUGAACUGUUUUCCUUUUAACUUUUAUUUAGGUACAAUUUCUAUUACCCCCCCAUCUUCACAUUGUUUUUUGAUGAACACUUCAUCCUACUACACUACUGUAUUUUAGUUUUCGUCGAGUUGGUGGGAGUUGAAGGGACAAGUAUUUACUUCGUUUUUUUUUUUUAAAGAUGGUACUGGUGCGAAAACAGUUCAAAUUGAGGAAAAACACUAGAUAAAAGAUUAUUCAGAUGAUUAUGAGUAUUAAAAGUCUCGGUUGACCAAGGAAGCUUUUUUUUUUUUAUUUUUGUGAGUGUCGUGCACAAGUCAACAGUAUAUGAAAGACAUUUGGGGGGGUGGGGCAUUUUUAGGGGGGUCCUCAAAAGCUGUUUGGUGUUUGAAAUCAUAUUUAGGAAUCACUUUUACUCCAGAAUUUUGUUUUCGUUCAAUAAUAUUUGAAAUGCAAUCGAGGCGGGAGGCAGGCCUCCACAUCCAACAUGGCGGCGACGUCACGCACGAUGACGCGCUCGACGCGUGACCCUUCGCGGAUUUGACGUCUUCCGCGAGCUUUUUCAGCACCGCGGUCAGCGCAGCCGCAGGACACGCGCGGACGCCGCGGUCACGUCCGAGC